AUGAGCAAGAGGGCGUGUGAGGGCGUCAUUGUUGUGAAAGCCAACACGACCAAGGAUGGAGGAGGACGCAAGCGCCAAGGCACCAGCUGCUCGAAUGCCCACGACGAAUGCAUCAACGAAAGUAUUAAGUACACCCCGCAGAUCUCGUCGGGUCGCGCCGCAAGUCACGCCGUCGUGCUGAAGCUGAUGGAGAUAAGGGAAUAA
This is a messenger RNA of Plasmopara halstedii, 204 nucleotides long. RefSeq lists its product as uncharacterized. Bases 1 to 204 code for a protein of 67 amino acids. Lineage: Eukaryota; Oomycota; Peronosporomycetes; Peronosporales; Peronosporaceae. The transcript has 2 exons. The record is from RefSeq and is a predicted model, not a curated record.